Messenger RNA from Xenopus tropicalis (tropical clawed frog), 2021 nucleotides. It is a transcript of the gene chrng, whose product is annotated as cholinergic receptor, nicotinic gamma. The coding region runs from base 4 to 1536 and encodes 510 amino acids. Gene Ontology annotation, biological process: monoatomic ion transport; regulation of postsynaptic membrane potential; monoatomic ion transmembrane transport. The record is from RefSeq and is marked provisional. Gene Ontology annotation, molecular function: monoatomic ion channel activity; transmembrane signaling receptor activity; extracellular ligand-gated monoatomic ion channel activity. Lineage: Eukaryota; Metazoa; Chordata; Amphibia; Anura; Pipidae. Gene Ontology annotation, cellular component: postsynaptic membrane; acetylcholine-gated channel complex; membrane. The transcript has 12 exons.
GGCAUGGACACAGUGCUUCUGUUGGUGUUGAUAUGCAUCUCAGCUGCCUUGUGCCACAAUGAGGAAGAGGGGCUCCUUAAUGACUUGAUGAAGAAUUACAAUAAAAACUUACGUCCUGCAGAAAAGGAUGGCGACAUUGUUAGUGUCAGCAUAAAACUAACUCUAACCAACCUCAUUUCCCUGAAUGAGAGAGAAGAAGCUCUGACAACCAAUGUCUGGGUUGAAGUGCAAUGGAGAGACUAUCGGCUGAGCUGGGACCCCAAUGAAUACUAUGGAAUUAGCAUGAUGCGAAUUCCUUCAACAUCGGUGUGGCUUCCAGAUGUUGGCUUAGAAAACAAUGUGGAUGGGACAUUUGAUAUUGCACUAUACGCCAACACGCUGGUAUCUUCAGAUGGUUCAAUGUACUGGCUUCCUCCUGCCAUCUACCGAAGCUCUUGCCCUGUUGUAGUCACCUAUUUUCCUUUUGACUGGCAGAACUGCUCCAUGGUGUUCCAGUCACAGACUUACAGUGCUAAUGAGAUUGAAUUACUUCUUACAGUUGAUGAACAGACAAUUGAAUGGAUAGAAAUAGACCCUGAAGCCUUUACAGAAAAUGGGGAAUGGGCAAUAAAACACAUGCCAGCCAAGAAAAUCAUAAAUCAUCGCCUCACUCCUGAUGAUUUAAAUUAUCAGCAGAUUGUCUUCUAUCUCAUCAUUCAACGGAAACCUCUCUUCUACAUCAUCAACAUCAUUGUACCAUGUGUCCUUAUCUCCUUCGUCAGCAUCCUGGUCUAUUUCUUACCAGCCAAAGCCGGGGGACAAAAGUGUACAGUGUCCAUUAAUAUCCUGUUGGCCCAGACUGUCUUCCUUUUCCUUAUUGCCCAGAAGAUUCCAGAGACUUCAACAGCUGUGCCACUUAUUGUAAAGUAUCUGACAUUUCUGAUGGUUGUGACUAUUACCAUUGUUGCCAACGCUGUCAUUGUUUUGAAUAUCUCUCUUCGCACACCAAAUACUCAUAGCAUGUCAAGCACUGUCCGAGAGCUUUGUUUGAGAACUGUUCCUCGUCUACUGAGGAUGCAUCUCCGCCCAAGUGAUGCAGCACCUCCCCUAGCACCGCUUAUGCGUCGCAGCAGCUCUGUGGGGCUGAUGAUAAAGGCAGAUGAAUAUAUGUUGAGAAAACCUCGCAGUCAGCUCAUGUUUGAGAAGCAAAAGGAAAGAGAUGGCCUAAUGAAAGUGGUGCUGGAUAAAAUAGGAAGGGGAAUGGAAAACAAUACAUCAGAUGAUCUGGUCCACAGCCUUAAACAUGCGGCUCCAGAGAUUCGCGCUUGUGUUGAAGCCUGCUGCCAUAUUGCCAGUGCGACUAGAGAGAAGAAUGAGUUUAAAAGCGAGAAUGAAGAGUGGAUCUUGAUUGGGCGAGUGAUUGACCGGGUCUGCUUCUUGGUUAUGUGUUUCCUUUUUUUCCUUGGAACUAUUGGAACCUUCUUGGCUGGCCACUUUAACCAAGCCCCUGCACUUCCUUUUCCUGGAGACCCCAAGCUUUACCAGCCAAGUACCUGAAAGGAUCAAUAGUAAUCAUAUGCUCCUGAGCCAUACUGACAUGGUUGACUACAGUAUUUCUACCUCUUGUGAUGGUGAAAUAACUGUUGUAAGUCUGCAAGGCUUGCUUCUUUUCUUUUGGGCAGGAUUCCGUGGGUAGUACUGGAAGACGGGUUUGGAUCUACAAAAAAAGUUGACUGUGCAUGUGCUGUUCAGAGAUGGUUUAGGGUGAUUUUUAUUGAUAGUGUCACUUGAGUGGCUGACACGCUAUCACAACAAUUUGAGCGCACUGAAAUAUUAGUGACACUGGAUUUUUUUAUAACUGGAGAUAAUGAUUGGAAAUGCCAAUCCAAGGUUCUUUUCUUUGACUUUUACAGCAGAGAAGACAUGUUCCUCUUAUCAAACUGUGCAUUUGUUUCUCUGUGUACUGAAACUGUGCCAAGUUUAUUCUUAAACUAUUCUGAAAUGUAAGAAAACUUUGCCAUUAAAACAUUUACUGAAUUCAA